UUUCCCAUGUUCUGCGCCGCAGCAGCUUUUUGUUGGGGCUAUCUUUCUCAUCUUGCGUGCACACAAGGGUAUGCGCGUAAGGCUGACGUCGCGGUCAGUUUGGCUUCCUCGGUGCCGCCACAAAUUGUGCGCGCCACAGUUGGUAGAGUUUGCUCUCGCCACAAAUCACAGGAAGACGUGGUUCUGGCCAAUUACUCUGGAAAAGACUGGAGACAGGUAAACAGUGUUGACCACCACCCCCCCACCCCCCUCCACCCCUGAAGAUGACCCUGGGUAAACCUCCCUCAGGCGCUGAAAUGGCACAAAUGUGCUACAUCUUCCUGCUGAUUGGGAACGCCAUCUCGGUUUCCACACAGUUUAACGGAUACAACUGCGACGCCAACUACCACAGCAGGUUUCCGGCGGAGCGGGACAUUAGCAUUUACUGCGGGGUCCAAACCAUCACCCUGAAGAUCAACUUCUGUCCCGUGCUCUACUCGGGCUACACGGCUGCAGACCUGGCCCUGAACGGCCAGCACAGCGACGCUCAGUGUCGCGGCUUCAUCAACAACAACACGUUCCCCACGGCCGUCCUCUUCAGCAUCAGCCUCAGCACUCUGGAGGCCUGUGGCAACAACCUAGUUGUCAGCACAGCUUAUGGGGUCAACGCCUUCGGGAACAUGUCUCUGGUACAAAUUGGGAAUAUCUCAGGAUACAUUGACACUCCCGACCCUCCAACUAUAAUCAGCUACCUGCCUGGGCUGCUGUAUAAAUUCAGCUGCAGCUACCCGCUAGAGUACCUGGUCAAUAACUCUCAGCUGGCGUCCUCCUCUGCUGCUGUUUCAGUCAAGGACAGCAACGGCACAUUCGUUAGCACGCUGAGUAUGAUCCUGUACAAUGACUCGACAUACAGAGAGCCUCUGUCGAUUCCAAUGACAGGUCUCGCUCUGAAAACCAGGGUGUUUGCUGCUGUAAAAGCCACAAACUUAGACAAACGAUGGAAUAUCUUGAUGGACUACUGUUACACCACCCCCUCAGGGAAUCCUAAUGAUGAACUCCGCUAUGACCUUUUCUUUGGAUGCUAUAAAGAUUCUCAGACGACCGUUUUUGAGAACGGCAAGAGUCAGAUUGGGCGUUUCUCCUUCGAGGUCUUCCGCUUUGUGAAACACAGACACCAGAAGAUGUCCACCGUGUUCUUGCACUGCGUCACCAAGCUCUGCAGGGCCGACGACUGCAUCAUGCUCAUUCCGAUUUGUGGGCGACGGCGCAGGAGGGAUGGAGAGCAGAGCCUUGAUUCCCAGCCAGUGGCGUCUGGGAACGCAGUUAUCACUGCUGGUCCAAUCAUCACAAGGAGUGAUGAAACACCUGUCAACAACUCUCAGCUCGCACCUGUUAAUUCCUCCCAGCCUUUAAACUCUUUGACCGUAGCUCUGAUCUCGGGUGUGGCCGUACUGGGCGCGGUCAGCGUUGGCUUCUUCACGCUCUCUCUUCGCCUCCUGCAAAAGUCCCGCCUCCCAGCAGUUGCCUCCUCAGGUGUUUGGAAUCCCAGCUUUAAAUGAUUUUGGCUGCUUUUCUUAGUCUUUCUAGCCUCUUCAGAGCAUCUGAUUGCUCACCUUGAUACACGCAUAACCAUGUUUUAUAUACAUAUAACAUGUUUUAGGUAUUUAUUGACUUCAAUACCUCAUUUUUGGGUUUGUCAGUAGUUUACAACAAUCUUGUUACAGUUAGGAAAGUAGAAAUGAUUGAACCAACAUAGAUAUUUCUCACAACCGUUAUUUGUUAAUAUUUUAUCCUUUUUGGCCAUUCACUGGGCAAGUUGUUGUAUUUUAAAGAUAUUAAUAGCAAUAAAUAUUAUGCAGUAUACUGUACAAGCCAACAUGUGACUAUGAAAAGUGUUCAUACCUGAUCAUUUUCACAUUUUGUCACGUUACAACCACAGAUUGCAAUACUUUUUGUUGGGAUUGGAUGUUUUAGACCAGCACAAAGUGCUGUUUAUGAACAGAACAAAGAAAAAUAAAACAUUACGGAGGAAACCACAUUGCAGUGGAAUAAUAGAAGCAGGUCAAGAUAUAAGACAACAAAUUCUAUUACAAAUUUCAACAUUAGCAUUCAAAGGCAACUCUAAACAAAUAGCUUUUUAACCUUGAUUUAAAGGAACUUAGAGUUUCACCACUUUUACUCUAUUGGGAGUUUGUUCCAGAUAGGUGGAGCAAUAAAACUAAAUGCUGCUUCUCCAUGUUUGGUUCUGGGGAUGCAGACUGACAACAGUUCAGGAAUAUAUUUUGGUGCUAAGCCAUUCAGUGAUUUAUAGACUAACAGAAGUAUUUUCAAGGCUAUUUCCUGAGAUACAGAGAGCCAGUGUAAGGACUUUAGAACUGGGGUGAUGUUCUCUACUUUCUUAGUCUUAGUGAGGACCUGUGAAAAGAGGUCUGCCUAAAAAGAAAAAUAAAUGCCCAGAUUCCUUUUUCAAGAUCCUGCUGAGCCAUAAGUCAUUUAAUCCUGGAAAUGUUCUUUAGGUGAUAGAAGGCCGACCUUGUAAUUGUGUUUAGAUGCCUUUGAAGGUUUAAAU
This is a messenger RNA of Fundulus heteroclitus (mummichog), 2548 nucleotides long. RefSeq names its product zona pellucida-like domain-containing protein 1. The record is from RefSeq and is a predicted model, not a curated record. NCBI's taxonomy places the organism in Eukaryota, Metazoa, Chordata, Actinopteri, Cyprinodontiformes, Fundulidae. The coding region runs from base 264 to 1538 and encodes 424 amino acids. Gene Ontology annotation, cellular component: cell surface. The transcript has 11 exons.